Molecule: messenger RNA, 1454 nt
Organism: Ceratitis capitata (Mediterranean fruit fly)
Lineage: Eukaryota; Metazoa; Arthropoda; Insecta; Diptera; Tephritidae
Product: cuticle protein 16.5
Exons: 3
Coding region: 202-813 (203 amino acids)
Source: RefSeq, a predicted model, not a curated record
GCUUGUCAGCUCAGAAACCACAGUUGACUUCGACUUCUCCACCAAUCAAUCCACUACACUUAAUUCGAACACAGUGUAAAUCGUGUGCGUGCGUUUUAAUACAAGCGAGUGACACAAAGUUCCCAAAAAAAAAAAAAAACCAACCUCGAACGACUACCACAAUCCUCCGCCGCUCAACGUAAAACGCGUCUUAACGACAGUAUGAAAUAUCUGAUCGUACUCAGCCUGAUCGCAGCUGUCACCGCUGCUCCUGGAUAUUUGGGUUUGGGUGGUUUGGGUGGUUUGGGUCACGAGUCGUAUGCGGCGCCUGCCUUAAGUUAUGGUCAUGCCGCUCCAGCCAUCAGCUAUGCUGCUGCCGCCCCUGCCAUUAGCAUUGGUCACGCCGCUCCGGCUAUUAGUUACGCUGCACCAGCGAUCAGUUAUGCUCCAGCGCCUGUCGUCAAAGCAUACGCUGCACCCGCUGUAGUUGCUGCGCCUGCUAUAGUCAAGGCAGCACCGGCCGCCACCAGUUACUCCACCUUCAGCCAGGUCAUACAACACGCCGCACCAGCUGUUGUUAAAGUGGCUGCACCUGCACCAGUGGCCAUAGCAGCACCAGUCGUCAAAUAUGCCGCACCCGCCAUUUCAUAUGCUGCACCUGCGCCCGCCAUCUCCUACGCUGCUGCCCCAGCCAUUUCAUACGCCGCACCAGCCAUUAAAUAUGCCGCACCCGCGAUCUCGUACGCUGCACCUGCUCCGUCCAUUGUGAAAUAUGCCGCUGCACCAGCAAUCAGUUACGGACACUACGGCGGUGGUUACGGUUACGGUCACUAAGGACAUUAAAACAGCCAGAAAAAGCACUCAGCGAAAGCAAAGAAAAAAUCAACUUCACAAAUAAUAAUUGUUGCAAGGAUAUAUGGAAUUAUGGAUAACAGGCUUUACGUUUAUGCGUUGGGUCGCCAGCAGGCGUCUAAUGCUUUUAAGAAUUUGCUCUAAUUAUACUUUUGGUAGUCACUAAAUGGUUUAAUAGGAUUUUCUAUGAUCCACAGGAUCUAAAUAAUAUUUUCCCCUCUUAAGAAAUCCUCAUAAGGGAUUUCACUUUACAAUGCAUUUCUUAUUAUUAUUAUUAUUACUAUUACCGUUGUUAGAGAUGAAUUACAUACAAAUGUGUCGACAAUUAGAACAACAACUCAGUAUUCAUCUGUACAAUAAUGUUUUAUAAUAACAACAACAGCAACAAGAACAACAACAACAAGAACAACAAACAACAAGUACGACAGCAAGCAGCCGCACAUGAACACAUUCAUACACAUAUGAAAAAUAUGUACGUAUGUAUGAAGACAACAGAUGAGAGAGAGAGAGGAAGAUAUGUGUAUAAAAGAGCGAUAAGGAAGUUGGAGAAAAAUCUUCAUUAUUUGCAUUAAUCUCUAUUUCAAAUGUAUUUAACUAAAUAAAUAAAUAAUUUUGAAACAUAA